This is a messenger RNA of Alexandromys fortis (reed vole), 7523 nucleotides long. It is a transcript of the gene Mapkbp1, whose product is annotated as mitogen-activated protein kinase binding protein 1. Lineage: Eukaryota; Metazoa; Chordata; Mammalia; Rodentia; Cricetidae. The coding region runs from base 1390 to 5559 and encodes 1389 amino acids. The transcript is spliced from 30 exons. The record is from RefSeq and is a predicted model, not a curated record. Gene Ontology annotation, cellular component: cytoplasm. Gene Ontology annotation, molecular function: protein binding. Gene Ontology annotation, biological process: negative regulation of canonical NF-kappaB signal transduction; positive regulation of JNK cascade.
UUAGUUUGGUUGUUAUGUUUAUUGUGUGUAUGAUGUGCCCACAUGUGCCACAGUGAAUGUGUGUGGUGAGAGAACCUCUGAGGUAAGAGUCUAAACGGGCCCUCUAAAAUCACUCCCAACAGUUCUUCUCUUUAGGCCAAUGCAAGCAUGUGUAUCAAAGACUGUUUCAGUUGACUCUGGGCUUCCCCACUUUAGAAACUGACCUGUCAUAGUAGAUUCUAUCUUGCCCUAUAUUUCCGGCUUACUCUACUCUUGGCCCUCCAAGACUCUCCAGGGCAGAGUUUUCAUAGGAGGGUACACUCUGUUCACGUGGCCACUCAGACACUCUAACCAAGGAAGAACAAGGACAUCCCUGAGGGAAGGCUCCUGCAGGAAGUACUGACAGCCCUGGAGGGGACUGGAUCUGGAGAAACCAGAAAAACUGUCACAAAAAGCACCAUGGAGUGACAAUUCUGCGGUUAUAGGCCAGUAUGGCUCUCACAUGACCUCAUCCACAGAAAGACGAAUGAAUUAAUCUGAGGUUAAUCUUGUGGGGGUUCUGUGGCCUGCAGACAACGUGGAACAGCAGCACUGUUGAUGAAGGUGGUGGAUGUCUCGUGUGUCAUGUCUUCUCAGACUCUCCAGCACUUUACACAGGCUUCCCUUUCAUCUCUGUGGGAGUUGUGGCUUAAUAACAGUAAUCAGAGUACCCUGAGCAUCUGUGAUUUGCAAAACACAGCAUUCAGCCUGCUUUGGCCUCCUAAACUCUUAGACUGUAGAACUGUCAGACAUGGGGAGGUGGAGUCCUCUGAUGGAGGGCUAGCCCACAAUGGAAUGCAGAUCAGUGAUGUCCAAGUUACCCAGUGAAUGCCUCACAUUCUUCUGGCUGUUGGUAGGUAGAACCCAAUGGUCUGUAAAUGCUUGAAGAUCAUUGACCUCAUGUGAAUCCCACAGACCGAAGAUCCCAGUCUCUAGCCAAGACUUAGUGUCUUCUUUCAUUGAGAGUGCUUGUUUCUCUUUGGUCAUGAAGGGGUACGUUAACCCUUUCAUUUUCUUUCUUGUGGCAACCACAGGUGGAGCCUGUUAAAUGCCGAUGGUACUCACUACUGGACUUUUCUCAUGUGAUCAAGAGGCUUUUGGUCAGAACAAAGUCUGAAGAAGUCAUAGGCUCAUUUUCCUGAAGAUAAGGUGACCUUGGAGAAGGUGCUGGGAAUCACAGUAUCUGGAGGCAGAGGACUUGCCUGUGAUCCCCGGUCAGGUUUAGUUGCCUACCCCGCUGGGUGCGUGGUUGUACUGUUCAAUCCCCGGAAACACAAACAACAGCACAUCCUCAAUAGUUCCAGGAAAACCAUUACUGCCCUUGCCUUCUCCCCUGAUGGCAAGUACCUGGUCACUGGAGAGAGUGGGCACAUGCCUGCCGUGCGGGUUUGGGAUGUGGCUGAACGUAGCCAGGUAGCAGAGCUACAGGAGCAUAAGUAUGGCGUGGCUUGUGUGGCCUUCUCCCCUAGUGCCAAGUACAUCGUGUCUGUGGGUUACCAGCAUGAUAUGAUUGUCAACGUGUGGGCCUGGAAGAAAAACAUAGUUGUGGCCUCCAACAAAGUAUCUAGUCGGGUGACAGCAGUGUCCUUUUCUGAAGACUGCAGCUACUUUGUCACUGCAGGCAACAGGCACAUCAAAUUCUGGUACCUUGACGACAGUAAGACCUCAAAGGUGAAUGCCACUGUGCCCCUGCUGGGCCGCUCGGGGCUGCUGGGGGAACUGCGGAACAACCUGUUCACGGAUGUGGCCUGUGGCCGCGGGAAGAAGGCCGAUAGCACUUUCUGUAUCACGUCGUCAGGGCUGCUGUGCGAGUUCAGCGACCGCAGGCUUCUGGACAAAUGGGUGGAGCUAAGGACCACUGUGGCCCACUGCAUCUCUGUGAGCCAAGAAUACAUCUUCUGUGGCUGUGCCGAUGGCACAGUGCGCCUUUUCAACCCCUCCAACCUGCACUUCCUCGUUACCCUACCCAGACCCCAUGCCCUGGGAACAGACAUUGCCAGCAUCACUGAGGCCAGUCGCCUUUUCUCUGGAGGGGCCAAUGCUAGGUACCCAGACACCAUUGCCUUGACUUUUGAUCCAACUAAUCAGUGGCUAUCGUGUGUGUACAACGACCACAGCAUCUAUGUUUGGGACGUGAGAGACCCCAAGAAAGUGGGCAAGGUGUACUCAGCUCUGUAUCAUUCCUCCUGUGUCUGGAGUGUGGAGGUCUACCCUGAGGUAAAGGACAGCAAUCAGGCCUGUCUGCCCCCCAGUUCCUUUAUUACCUGCUCCUCAGACAACACCAUCCGCCUGUGGAACACAGAGAGCUCUGGGGUACAUGGCUCUACCCUGCACCGAAACAUCCUCAGCAAUGAUCUCAUUAAGAUCAUCUAUGUGGACGGGAACACUCAGCCUCUGCUGGACACUGAGCUGCCUGGAGGAGACAAAGCUGAUGGGUCCCUGAUGGACCCCCGAGUAGGCAUCCGUUCUGUGUGUAUCAGCCCCAACGGACAACACCUGGCUUCAGGAGACCGCAUGGGGACACUUAGGGUACAUGAACUGCAGUCCCUGAGUGAGAUGCUCAAGGUGGAAGCCCAUGAUUCUGAGAUCCUGUGCUUGGAGUACUCUAAGCCAGACACAGGUUUGAAGCUGCUGGCGUCAGCAAGCCGGGACCGUCUGAUCCAUGUGCUGGAUGCUGGGCGAGAGUACAGUCUGCAGCAGACUCUGGACGAGCAUUCAUCCUCCAUUACUGCUGUCAAGUUUGCAGCUAGUGAUGGGCAAGUGCGCAUGAUCAGCUGUGGCGCAGACAAGAGCAUUUACUUCCGAACUGCACAGAAGUCUGGAGAAGGAGUACAGUUUACGCGAACACACCACGUGGUACGGAAGACAACCCUCUAUGACAUGGAUGUGGAGCCCAGCUGGAAAUACACGGCCAUCGGCUGCCAAGACCGAAAUAUUCGCAUCUUUAACAUCAGCAGCGGGAAGCAGAAAAAGCUGUUUAAAGGCUCUCAGGGCGAGGACGGCACUCUCAUUAAGGUGCAGACAGACCCCUCAGGGAUCUACAUUGCCACCAGCUGUUCUGAUAAGAACCUCUCCAUUUUUGACUUCUCCUCAGGCGAGUGUGUGGCCACUAUGUUUGGUCACUCAGAGAUUGUCACUGGCAUGAAAUUUAGCAAUGACUGCAAACAUCUCAUCUCUGUGUCAGGGGACAGCUGCAUAUUUGUCUGGCGCCUGAGCUCUGAGAUGACCAUUAGCAUGAGGCAGCGCCUGGCUGAGUUGCGCCAGCGUCAGCGAGGGGCCAAGCAGCAAGGACCAACCUCUCCUCAAAGGGCUUCUGGACCCAAGCAGCACCAGGCUCCAGUGGCUCCCCCUCCUGGACCAGCUCUUUCCUCAGACAGUGACAAGGAGGGGGAAGAUGAGGGGACUGAAGAAGAAGAACUGCCAGCUCUACCCAUUCUUGGAAAGAGUACCAAGAAAGAGCCAGCCUCGGUCUCGAGUCCAGCCUUGCUCCGAAGUUUGUCCCACUGGGAAAUGAGUCGGGAGCAAGAGACCAUGGAGUUCCUGGGCUCAACCCCUGUAGCCAACACAGGACCCAAAAGAAGAGGGCGCUGGGCUCAGCCAGGUGUGGAGCUGAGUGUUCGUUCCAUGCUGGACUUGAGACAGCUGGAGACCUUGGCCCCAAGCCCUCGAGGCCCAAGCCAGGACUCACUGGCUGUGUCCCCAUCUGGUCCUGGGAAGCAUGGUCUGCAGGCCCCUGCGCUCUCAUGUGCUGUCCAGAAGGAAAAGGCCCCCCGGCUUCAGGCUUCCCAGCCCUGCUCCUGCCCCCACAUUAUUCAGUUGUUGUCACAAGAAGAAGGCAUCUUUGCCCAGGAUCUGGAGCCUUCACCCACUGAGGAGGGUAUUGUCUACCCGGAGCCCAGUGACAGCCCCACCAUGGAUACCAGUGCGUUCCAGGUGCAGGCUCCAAGCAGAGGCUCCCUAGGAAGAGUCUACUCAGGCAUCAGGGGCUCGGAAAAGCACAGUCCCGACAGCGCCUGCUCUGUGGAUUACAGCAGCAGCCGGCUCUCCAGUCCUGAGCACCCCAAUGAAGACUCUGAGAGCACAGAGCCCCUAAGUGUGGAUGGCAUCUCCUCAGACCUUGAAGAGCCAGCGGAGGGUGAUGAAGAAGAAGAGGAGGGAGGCACUGGCCUCUGUGGGCUACAAGAAGGCAGCCCUCAUACGCCGGACCAGGAGCAGUUUCUAAAACAACACUUUGAGACUUUGGCCAAUGGGUCUGCUCCAGGGGGUCCAGCACGGGUCCUAGAAAGGACAGAGUCUCGGAGCAUCUCAUCACGGUUUCUGCUGCAAGUGCAGACCUCCCCCCUCAGGGAACCAUCUUUAUCCUCCUCAAGCUUGGUCCUGAUACCAAGAUCUGACCAGGUGUCACAGGUAUCUGGUGACCAGCUGAAAGGCAGUGGUGCCACUCCCCCAGGAGCACCCCCAGAAAUGGAACCCUCUUCUGGCAACUCCGGCCCCCAGCAGGUGGCUCCUGUGCUGUUACCACGACGGCGUAACAACCUGGAUAACACCUGGGCCCCCAAGAAAAUGGCUCCUGGCCGCUCCUUAGCUGGACUCCAGAAAGCCCAGUCUGUGCACAGUCUCAUACCACAGGAUGAGGUGCCUUCAUCACGUCCACUGCUCUUCCGAGAGGUGGAGGUCCAGGGCAGCUUAGGAUCCCUGCCACAAGCUGAUAGCUACCCAUCUCAGCCCCACUGCUGCCAGAACCCCACGACCAGUUCUGCAGCCAAGCUAGCUCGUAGCAUUUCUGUUGGGGAGAACCCGGGCCUGGCGGCUGAACCUCAAGCUCCUGCACCAAUGCGAACCUCACCACUCAACAAGCUAGCUCUGCCUAGCCGGGCUCAUCUUGUCCUGGACAUCCCCAAACCACUGCCUGACCGUCCUACCUUGACCACAUUCUCACCUGUAACCAAGGGCCGAGUCCAUAAUGAAGCAGAACAAUCCGGAUCCUUGACGAGCCUAGGAAAGGCUCACACUACAUUGGAAAGGCGGGCCUGUCUAGGGGAGGGUACUACUCCUAAACCUAGGACAGAGUACCAGACUCAUCCUGGCCCCAACCACCCCUGUGCCCAGCAACUGCCGGUCAGCAACCUCCUCCAAGACCCUGAGAGCUUGCAGCCCCCAUCCCCUGAGAAGACUCCUAACCCCAUGGAAUGCACCAGGCCAGGGGCAGCCCUGAGCCAGGACUCAGAACUGGCCUUGAGCCUGCAGCAAUGUGAACAGCUUGUGGCCGAGCUCCAGGGGAAUGUGCGCCAGGCAGUGCAGCUCUACCGCUUGGUGACCAGCUGUAAGACUCCUUCAGAAGAGCACAGCCGCAUCUCCCGUCUCCUGAGGGACACCUUCUCUUCAGUGAGGCAGGAGCUAGAGGCCCUGACUGGGGCUGCGCUAUCCAGCCCGGGUGGCAGCCCUGGGGCUGUGGGGGCUGAGCAAACUCAGGCCCUGUUGGAGCAGUACUCAGAACUGUUGCUUCGAGCUGUGGAGCGGCGUAUGGAGCGCAGACUCUGAGUUCCAGAAGCCCAUCCCGAGAGAAAUGCUCCCACUCCAAACUGUAGCCCUUCUUCCACUCCUCAGAACCUGUGAGAAUGUCUGGAGUGGAUGGCAGGGAUCCGCGCUCAGAGGCAAAACAGCUUUCCCAGCUGCUCCUCAUGGGGCCCCUGUAUUUAUUAAUUUAUUUCCCUGACUGUUGCCUCACUUCCUUGAGACUCCUGCCUCUAAAGCCCCUCCAGUGGCUCUCAUGAGCAGGGCAGUCUUGAGUCUAUGUCAUCUUGGUGCUGUGAGGGUAGGAGGGCAGCCUGCCUCAUCUGGGGACAUCGGAAAGGGCUGGCCUUCUCUUCUUAGAAGCCAUUUGAAGUUACUUCAGGGAUCAGCUCCCUGGGGUGGAGCAUACACAGGGUACUCGGGGUAGAGAUGAAAGGCAAUGUGCUCUUUAGUGCCCUAAGCCAACUGUAGACCCUUGCCUCUACCCCUGCACCAGCUGCACUCUCCUGGCUGCCAAAGCAGGCAUGGUUUUCCCCAGUUCCUGGCAGUCCAGAAAGGUAGAGCUGCCUGGCCCUCCAGGGGAUUCCCAGCCCUUAGAAGACUUGAGUUGUAUCAGGACCUGAGCCCCCACAUUCCACUCCCGUUCUCCCUGCAAGAGAGCCCAGCAUUUUCUACCCCCAUCCCUUUUUUUCUUUGUGGAGCCAGUUGUGGGAUCUUGCUGCAGGACAGUAAAGCCCUCUGCUGGGCAAACACAAAGCCUGGUCUACUUUCUUCGACCCUUUAGGCUUUCUUAAUUCUCUAACCCUGGUCUCUAGAGAGGACUACUGAAGCCCCAGGGACCACUUUCUCCCUCUAUCCUGGGCAAUGCGCAAUCAGGAACCUGUAUUGGGAGUUCCCUCAUGGUUUACAGGGCACUGGCCCAUCUUCCUAGGACUUUGGCCACACACACACACACACACUGUAUACACAGUUGAGUGUUCAUUGUUAGAAUACUUGCCUGGCUGGUACAUGUACCUGGUUCUUCACAUUUGGCCUCAACUUUACUAGCCUGGCUUCGCUAGAACUCCUAUCCAGAAACAUGAAAAGGAGCACACUAAAAUUCUGGGAUCUUGGUUGUCCGCAGCCAGGCUGACAUGAGAUGGCUAUGGGACACCUGGCUCAUGGAGGAGGCUCUUUUUCAAAGGCAGUGCUGGGUGCCCAGAGAUACUGAAUGCUGAAGAUUGUGGAGCGGUGGGUCUGGGCAAGAGACAAGCUGGAAGAGUGAUAGGUGGACAGGCAGGUGGCAGAGGUAGGGGACAGAAUUAAGGUCACUGUUAGAAGGUAAAGAGAAGGCAUAGGCAGGUUGUAGGUAGGGACAGGUAGUGAUGUAGUUACAGAAUUGGUGAGUAUGUGUCUCUGGGCCCUCCUUCCCUCUGCAUCAGGUAUGGCAGACAAAAACCUGCCGAAGCGCCUUUCAAGCUCUGGAGGCAGAGGCUAAAAAACGGUUUUAAUGGGUGCUUAGCUUUGGAGGUUCAGUUGGAGUGUCCUAAGCAUACCCAAACCAUGUAUUCCCUUUUUUUUUUUUUUUUUUUUUUUUUUACUACCCGCCUGGCCAAACUUCUAGCCCGAAGAACAGUAUCGGCUAAGGGCCGACCCGUUGUCAUCCAGAGGAUUAGAAAUCCGCCCACUGCAAUAAGGCUGCCCUGACUUGCCAGGUUCUUAGAGGGUCUUAGCCAACGUACCCUUCUCGAGGGAGCCGGUGUUUCCCUGCGCCUCUACCCUGCACGGAUGGGGUCUUGUGGCCAGCGGCGCUUAGUUUCCUUUGCAUGUCUGAAGCCUCUGGCAACAGCUGCCCACGUCCAGAUUUGUCCCAUCCCAGUUUUGAAAAGCCCCUUAUUUAUAACUUUUAUACUGUGGCGCCUGUCUCCUCCUCGGCUGUACGGGGCGGGGCUGUUUUAAUGUCUCGUUUGUACCGAAAUAUGAAAUUGUCAAUAAACACAAUCGUUUGUUAA